Messenger RNA from Oncorhynchus nerka (sockeye salmon), 1266 nucleotides. RefSeq names its product sodium-dependent lysophosphatidylcholine symporter 1-B-like. Gene Ontology annotation, molecular function: lysophospholipid:sodium symporter activity. The transcript is spliced from 6 exons. Gene Ontology annotation, biological process: carbohydrate transport. Bases 1 to 588 code for a protein of 195 amino acids. Gene Ontology annotation, cellular component: plasma membrane. The record is from RefSeq and is a predicted model, not a curated record. Lineage: Eukaryota; Metazoa; Chordata; Actinopteri; Salmoniformes; Salmonidae.
AUGGACUUCCUGCAGCUCUCUGGGACUUUGUCCAUUCCAUUCUGGCAAUGGUUCCUGACCAGAUUUGGGAAAAAGACUGCAGUCUACAUUGGCAUCACGUGGGCAGUGCCUUUCAUGAUCCUGAUCGUCUGCAUAGAGAGCAGUCUGAUUGUGGCUUAUGUGGUCUCUGUGGCAGCAGGGGUCAGUGUGGCUGCAGCUUUCCUCCUACCCUGGUCAAUGCUCCCAGAUGUGGUGGAUGAUUUCAAAGUGAAGAAUCCAGACUCUAGUGGCCACGAGGCCAUUUUCUACUCUUUCUAUGUCUUCUUCACCAAGUUUGCCUCAGGAAUCUCCCUCGGCAUCUCCACUCUCAGUCUCGACUUUGCCGGCUAUGUGACAAGAGGCUGCUCGCAACCCGAUGCAGUGAAUUUAACCCUGAAGGUGCUGGUCUCAGCUGCUCCUGUGGUUCUGAUAUUCCUAGGGCUGUUGAUAUUCAAGACCUACCCCAUCGACGAGGAGAGGAGGCAAGGCAACAGGAAAGUACUGCAGGCGAUGCGGGACGGCAAUCAGGAUUCCGAUACAGAGUCCACAGAGCUUGGGAGCGUUGUGUAGGAGCCCUGAGAGAGGGGACGGGGGACGGGUCCAGCCGAAAGGCCACAACUGUCCUGCGUGUUUGCGCUGGCAGGCUGGAGUGUUUAGGUGUCAUUGGAACUAACAGUAGGAAAACCAGACGACACUGGCUGCUUCCUACCUGAUGCUACAUGAACGCAAUGGCCCUAGUCUCCAAAGGAUUCAACUGGCUUACAGAGACCCCUAAUGGACAUUCUGAGUCAUCGCCCUCUCUGUGCCCUGUCUAUUGCCUGCUGUACUAGUGGUAUUGGUUUAUGAGUCUGUUUGUUUGCAUAACAAACAUUGGUUUGGGAUUAUUUGGGGGGGGGCAUUUACCCUUCAAAUCUAACAUUUGAAUGAUGUUUGUCUACCUGAACCAAGUAUUAUUCUCAGCAGAGGGAAAAAAAAGAUUUUCCAUCCAGAAAGGGUGGUCCCCAUAGAGGGAAGAUUUCAGUCCUCAUUUUUAGGGCAUACCAGUAACUUGUUCUAUCUAGACUGUGUUUUAUAUGGUUGUUUUAAUGUAAAUAAUAUUCACUUAUCUCGAGAGUAAUACCCUCCUUUAGGGACGUGGAGAGCACAUAACUGUUCCAUUUCAGACAAUCUUAUCCAUUCACUGGAAUUUAUAUUGGUGUCUUGUGGGGAAAAGGAACCUUGAAAAAUAAACUAACCUUAAUGAACUCA